GCUCUGCCUCAUGAUUUCUGAGCGUUGAGAGGAACUGUUACAGAAUUGAUUUUACUGUAAUAGACCACACAGCGCCGCUAAUGUGAGCAGUUCGUUGCAAAAACAGAAAAAAAAAGACUCUCUUUCAAUUAAUGACACGUUGUGCUUCACGUAAAAGCUAAUGUGAAGCGCAAUUAGGUGAAAUAUGCAGAGAUUGUCAAAAUACGGUUGACUUGCUUCAAAAAAUAUAUAAUUGUUACUGCUAAAACAUAUAUUUUGUUUCCAAAGCGACAAAAUCUGUAAGCAGGAUGGGAACUAUUUCUUCAGGAAAUCUCUGUGGGCGGAGGGAUACAAUCCUUCAGUGCGAAACACGAACAGGUGUAUGACGCAAAACAGUCGGUCAAUGCAGCCGUUCACCAUCAUCACAAAACCAGAGUUACAAGCACACAUCUCGUGCUUUCACCGUUUUUGCAAAAUAUAUGUGUAAUUGUACCACGAAGCACAGCUGUACAGAGAGGAGAUUCAACAUGACCUAAGGGCCUGUGAACCUUGACCUGACCUGCUCCAGCCGGACUCCUCUUUUUAGACGCUAAAGAAACACUCUUAAAACUCCAGGACCAUGUCAACAGGUAAUUACACUCCAGCCCCAGGGGGACCUUUUUCGGCCCUCACACCCAGCAUGUGGCCACAGGACAUUUUGGCAAAGUACUGUCAGAAAGACCCCAAUAUGGAAGCAGAACUGCAGUAUGAUGAAUUUGGGUUCCGGAUCGAUAGUGAAGAUGGAGUUGAGACAAGUAAAUGGCAGCGUGGUGAGGGAGCUCCUCAGAGAGAGGACCCUCAGCAAAGACUUCGCUGGCAAGCCCAUCUGGAGUUCACACACAAUCACACUGUAGGAGACCUGACAUGGGACAAGAUCUCCCCCACCCUGGCUCGCUCUGACCGCCUUCGGACCCUGGUGCUGGGGGGCAUACCACACAGCAUGAGACCACAGUUGUGGAUGCGUUUGUCGGGGGCCCUGCAGAAAAAGAGAACAUCAGAAAUUUCCUACAGGGAAAUCGUCAAAAACAGCUCUAAUGAUGACACCACAGCAGCCAAACAGAUAGAAAAGGAUCUUUUGCGGACCAUGCCCACUAAUGCGUGCUUCAGCACCUUGUCGAGUGUGGGGGUGCCCAAGCUCAGGCGGGUCCUGAGAGGGCUGGCGUGGCUGUAUCCAGACAUCGGCUACUGUCAGGGCACAGGCAUGGUGGUGUCCUGUCUGCUGCUGUUUCUGGAGGAGGAGGACGCUCUGUGGAUGAUGUGUGCUCUGAUAGAGGACCUGCUGCCUCCCUCAUACUUCUCCUCCACACUGUUGGGAGUUCAAACUGACCAGCGUGUGCUCAGACAGCUCAUAGUGCAGUAUCUGCCGAGUCUAGACCAGCUGCUACAGGAGCAUGACAUUGAGCUUUCUUUAAUCACGCUACACUGGUUCCUCACUGCCUUUGCCAGUGUGGUGGACAUCCGCAUCCUGCUGCGAAUCUGGGACCUGCUCUUCUACGAGGGCUCAGUGGUGCUCUUCCAGGUUACGCUGGGCAUGCUGAAGAUCAAGGAGGAAGAACUGGUAUCAUCUGAAAACUCGGCGUCCAUCUUUAACACACUCUCAGAUCUGCCCAGUCAACUAGAGGACGGGGCGGCAGUGCUGGGUGAGGCUGUGCGUCUGGCAGGAUCUCUGUCUCAGGAAAGCUUGGAUGCACACAGACACAAGCAUCUUGCCUACAUCCUGGCAGAGCAGGCCCAGCUCAAUUCCGGCAACUCCCAUUCCCUCCACACCAACCUCAACAAGGUGGUCCGCAGACAGAGCCUGCGUAGGAAAUCCACCCUGAGCUCGCUUCUCUGGGGGGAGGACGAGGUGGAGGCGCUGAAGGCCAAAAACAUUAAACAGACGGAGCUGGUGGCAGCACUGAGAGAAGCCAUCAAUCGGACUGCAGAGCACUUUCACUGCCUGGACCCCCGCAACUGCAGCACUGAUUUGACUCCAGACUAUUCUAUGGAAAGUCAUCAAAGGGAUCACGAGAACUUCCUAGUUGUGUCUCGGAAUCGUCGGAGACGAGCCAAAGCCUUGCUGGACUUUGAGCGGCACGACGAUGAUGAACUGGGCUUUCGGAAGAAUGACAUCAUCACAAUCAUCUCACAGAAAGAUGAGCACUGCUGGGUUGGAGAGCUGAACGGCCUGAGAGGCUGGUUUCCUGCUAAAUUUGUGGAAGUCUUGGAUGAACGAAGUAAAGAGUACUCUCUGGCUGGAGAUGACACUGUAACAGAGGCAGUGAAUGACUUGGUCAGAGGCACGUUGUGUCCUGCUCUCAAGGCCAUCUUUCAGCACGGCCUGAAGAAGCCCUCCAUACUGGGAGGACCCUGUCACCCCUGGCUCUUCAUCGAGGAGGCAGCCAGCAGAGAAGUGGAGAGAGACUUUAACUCUGUCUACUCCAGACUGGUGCUCUGCAAGACCUACAGGUUAGAUGAAGAUGGGAAGGUGCUCACACCUGAAGAGCUUCUUUACAGGGCAGUGCAGUCUGUCAACAUGAGCCACGAUACUGCACACGUUCAGAUGGACGUCAAGUUUCGCUCGCUCAUCUGUGUGGGCUUAAAUGAGCAGGUGCUGCACCUGUGGAUGGAGGUGUUGUGUUCCAGUAUGAAUGCCGUGGAGAAAUGGUACCAUCCCUGGUCCUUCCUGCGCAGUCCUGGCUGGGUUCAGAUAAAGUGUGAGCUCAGAGUUCUCUCAAAGUUUGCCUUCAGUCUCUCCCAAGACUGUGAGCUGCCUACCAAAAAAGAGAAGUCUCCUGUUCUCAAAUCAGAAGUGGUGGAUGUCUUGGUGCAACAUCACCUCUUUAGUUGGGACCUCUAGGUAAUGCUGGCAACUAGUUACUAGCCUGCUGCUUGAUAAUUAGCUGUGGAAGCAGUCAGUGGUGGUAGUAGUGCUUGGUGUGUCCCGCUCUCCUGUUCACUGCUGUUUAAAUAGUGGCUUCACAUAAUGUGAACUAAACCUUUAAAAACCAGUUCAGCAGCUUUUGUGCAGAAUGCCAUUGAAACUCUAAAGCAAAUACUACUCUCCAUUAUGUUUUGUUUCAGACAGAUGCUUGUAUCCCAGUGUGCUUUGAAAGAUAAAGGCCUGCUCACAUCAAGUCCUAUGUAACUAAAUGGCAAAAACUAAUUUUGCUCCAGGGACCGGUUGCAUAAACUGUUUAGACUAGUCUUAAAAAAAAUAGUCACCUAAUUAGUUUUCUUCAAGACUGGUCAUAACUUUAAUUCAGUUAUGAAAAGGAAGAUUGUUCUUAUUUGUAUUGGAAAAGUAAGACUGAUUACCCCUUGGCAACUGCUUGUUGGUCAAACUAGUUCUUAAGACACAGUCUUAACAUGGUGGCUAAGAACUGUUCACAAUGAAACUAAUACAGAUUUUUUUUAUGAGAUUGUUUAAUCACUUUUUUACAAGUGCUCCAUUUUAAUCAUCGUAAUAAAAUAAUUUGUUUUUGAAAGAAGUCUUUUAGCAAGGUUGCAUUUAUUUCAAAAUCAAAAAUGCAGUAAAAUCUGUUAAGGAUUAUUAAAAUAUUGUUGUCUAUUUUAAUAUGCAAAGCUGAAUUUUCAGCAUCAUUACUCCAGUCUUCAGUGUCACAUGAUCCUUCAGAAAUCAUUCUAAUAUGAUGAUUUGAUGCUCUGGAAACAAUUAUUGUUGUUAUCAGUGCUGAAAACAGUUGUAGUUAUGCUGCUUAAUUUUUUUUUUUUUUUCAGGAUUCUUUGAAUUGAAAGUUCAAAAGAACAACAUUUAUUUCCAAAUGUCUUUACUAUUACUUUUGAUCAGUUUAAUGCAUCCUUGCUGAAUAAAGUAUUUGUUUCUUUAAAAAAAAAUUCUGAUUACAAACUUUUGAAUGAUAGUGUUAAAUAUUAUAAUGUUGAUGAUAAACUCAUUGGAAGAUGCCAUUCUCUUUUUUAUUUAUUUAUUGGCACCUUAACAUUUGAAAAAUCCUUUUGGGAUAGGAAUUGAUAGUUAAAUUCUAAAUCUUUGCGUGAGAAGGUUUUAGGGGUGAAUAUUCUGGGUGUCUGACAGACUUCCUGUGAUAAGUUGCUGUCACAUUCAGAGUGGGAAUUGCCAGGUGUUUAACAGAAUGAUGGAUUUAGACUUGAUGCUAAUGGAAGUCAUCACUUUUGUCUGGAAGUAGCACUGGGAGGCAUUAUCUGGUGUUGAGAAUUCCUCAGUGACUCAUUCACCUGAAACAUAAGACCAUUAGUGCUAAUGACGCUAGCUUGUAGAGGACUUUCCGCCCUGACCUUUAGAUGUGGUGUUAGUGCACUGUGCUUCUCGUGUCACUGUGACCUUCUUGUCUCGAGCUCUCAAGCACUGAUAGAGUGCCAUGUUUAAUUACGGCAAGAAUGCUGAGCACAGCCAUUUGUUUUUAAUUAGUUCAACCAUUCGAGGCAACGGAGCAUUGUUUAAUCAGCGCAGUGCAGAUGUAAAGACACAUUACCGAAUGGCUCACUUUACCCA
Molecule: messenger RNA, 4492 nt
Organism: Onychostoma macrolepis
Lineage: Eukaryota; Metazoa; Chordata; Actinopteri; Cypriniformes; Cyprinidae
Gene: sgsm3
Product: small G protein signaling modulator 3
Exons: 21
Coding region: 599-2857 (752 amino acids)
Molecular function (GO): protein binding
Source: RefSeq, a predicted model, not a curated record